AAUAUUUGAAAUGUUUUUUGAAAAAAAUAAGUCCCACGAUAAGGCGACAGCGUUGGCACGCUUCAUUUAAUUGUACAUUUAAUUAUUAUUUAGCUAACUUGAUAUUUACAUAAAAACUGAUCAACAAAAAGAAGGCAGCCAUUAGUUGACGUUUGCAGUAUUUGAAGUGCAAACAUGUCUUCGCACAACUCUUUCAAUGUCGCCAAGAAAGAUAAGGAAGGGAGAAAUAUUCAAGUCGUUGUGAGAUGCAGACCCUUCAACAUCGCUGAACGCAAGUCUUGCUCCCAUGGAGUCGUUGAUACUGAUCAAAACAGAAAAGAGAUCAAUGUUCGUACUGGAGGGAUCGGCGACAAAGCCGCUAGGAAAACAUACACCUUUGACAUGGUGUUUGGUGCCGCAGCCAAACAAAUUGAAGUGUACAAGAGUGUAGUGUGCCCUAUUUUGGAUGAAGUGAUAAGUGGAUACAACUGUACAGUUUUUGCAUAUGGCCAAACGGGAACCGGAAAGACCUUCACAAUGGAAGGAGAAAGAUCUCCUGAUGAAGAAUUUACAUGGGAAGAGGACCCCCUUGCUGGUAUCAUUCCCCGUACCCUUCAUCAGAUAUUCGAGAAACUGUCUGACAGUGGAACUGAGUUUUCUGUCAAGGUUUCCUUGUUGGAGAUCUACAAUGAAGAGCUCUUUGACCUGCUGAGUCCAUCUCCCGAUGUCACUGAACGCCUUCAGUUGUUUGAUGAUCCACGUAAUAAGAGGGGUGUAAUCAUCAAGGGCCUUGAAGAAAUCACAGUACACAACAAAAAUGAGGUGUACCAGAUUCUGGAGCGUGGAUCUGCGAAGAGAAAGACUGCCUCCACUCUCAUGAAUGCCUACUCUAGUCGUUCUCACUCAGUGUUCUCUGUCACAAUUCAUAUGAAGGAGAUCACUGUUGAAGGAGAGGAACUGGUCAAGAUUGGAAAAUUAAACUUGGUUGACCUUGCAGGUAGUGAGAACAUUGGCCGGUCUGGGGCUGUGGAUAAGCGGGCACGUGAGGCUGGAAACAUCAACCAGUCUCUUUUGACACUGGGCAGGGUGAUCACUGCACUGGUGGAGAAGAGGCCCCAUGUUCCCUACAGGGAGUCCAAACUAACCCGCAUCCUCCAGGACUCGCUGGGAGGACGUACCAAGACGUCAAUCAUUGCCACAGUUUCCCCAGCCUCCAUCAACUUGGAGGAAACUCUGAGUACCCUGGACUAUGCGAACAGGGCCAAGAACAUAAUGAACAAGCCUGAAGUGAAUCAGAAGCUGACUAAGAGAACUCUUAUCAAGGAAUACACAGAAGAAAUUGAACGUCUAAAACGGGAUUUGGCUGCCACUCGUGAUAAGAACGGAGUGUAUCUGUCAUCUGAGAACUAUGAGAACAUGUCAUGCACAAUAUCUUCCCUAGAGGAGCAGGUAACAGAAUACACUGACAGAAUUGCAGCUGUGGAGGAGGAACUGAAGAGGGUCACAGAGCUGUUUGAUGACAGCAAGGAGAAGCUGGACCAGUGCACCAAUGACCUAGAAGAGAAGAAACAGAAGCUCGAGGAGACUCACAAGAACCUGCAAGAGACUAAGCUGAAGCUCACAGAAGAGGAAUUGAUGGUGUCUGAGUUGGCUACCACUGAGAAGAAGCUGUACAACACUGCAGACAAGUUGCUGACGACGGUUGAUGCUAGCACUAAAGAUGUUUUUGGCCUGCAUGCCAAACUGGAGAGGAAAAAGCAAGUUGAGGAGCACAACUCUGAGAUCCAGAUGACAUUCGCUGAACGCAUGGAUGCAGUUUUCAGCCAGAUGCAGAACUCCACAGAACAACAGUUUAUCAGGCAGAAAAGCAUGUUGGAUUCCUACAGAGCCUCAGUUGAGGGUCUUCUCACAGUGAAUGACAAAGCUUUCAAAGGGUCCAUGGCUACCGUAGCUACAUCCUUCUGUGGCCUCAAAGACUUGGUUACUGAUGGCAUGACCAAGUGUCAGGCUAAAAUAAUGGAACAAGAGUCACUGUGCGAGGAGGCAAAAUGCAGCCUGCACCAGGUUUUGGAAGAGCAUAAGAUGGAGCUUGAGGUUGUCCUUUUGGCCCAAGUUUUGCCGGGCCUCAGUGCCAUCACAGCCAUGAAUGAAAGCCUGAAGAAAACGUUGGAGAGCCGCCAUUCUCUGGCAACAAGGUUGGAGUCCAUGAAGGUGGAGAUGAUGUCAUUCUUCAGCGGACUUGCCCAAGACCUGGCUGCCCUGAGGGGAAUGGCUACAGAAGGUCUUGACUCCCUAAAAAUUGAGCACCAGAAGCUAAAGGAACAGAUCAGCAGAGCAGACAAGGAAAAUGAGACGGGUAUGAACCAAAUGAUUCAGUGUCUACAGAACCAAUUGAAUCUCCUGGUCAUUGAGAACCGUAAUAGCUAUGCUGGCCUGAUGAAUGCCUCAGACUCCCUGCAUGUCCCUGUCCACUCCCUUCAGCAGACACUCCAAACGUCAGUCAGUGCUCUUGAAAACCAGACCACCAUGCAAAAGGAGUGUAUGGAGUCCAGCACCGUCAGCCUGAUCUCUGAGUUUAAUCAGAAUGCCUUGGAAGCCCAGCACACAGUAGAGGAGUGCUCCAACUACUGCAGUCACCUGCACAGCUCUCUGACCCAGCUGGGUGAGAAGAGCCUGCAGUGGUGUGCCUCCACCAUGGAAAGCACUGACUCCCGGGCUCAGGCUCAGCUUACCCUGAUCAGACAGAACAACGCAUCCGCUCAGAACUUGCUCCUGAGUGUGGAGCAGUGCUGUGAGGAAAGGGUACAGGAGGUGAGUGGGCAGCUGAAGCAGCAGCAAAGGAAGGUUGAGGAGGACCUGAUGUCAAUGAAGGAGAAAACCUCACUGGAUCAGAACACCUUGGAACAUCAACAGACUGAACUCAAGGCCCACGUGGAUGAUGGCCUGGUUCGUGUCCACCGGUUCCUCAGCGAGGAACUCAAACAGGAUGUCCCAACUGGUACAACUCCUCAGAGGAGAGACUUUGUGUACCCACGUGUCCUGGACAAGUCCAAGAGCAGGGCAGAACUGCUGGAGAAUCUCCGCCACAAGCAGGAGGAGCUGCAGGCAGCCCUGUUGCAAUGUGACACGUUGGAGGAGGAGGAGAAGCAGGUUGAUCAGGACUCUCUGGAGGACGAGGUGUACAAUGACAGCAAUGUCACAGAGCCGUCUUACAUUGAUGAAAAUCUAAUGUGCUAUGAAAAUGGAAGAGUUCCUUUCUUCAAGCAAAAGAAGGCCAACAAGAAAGAAAACAAAUCCCUCAGUCGUUCCAAGAUGGCAGAAAAUGAAUCUCAGGCAACACCACCUAAGUCCAAAUUACCGCUCAGGUGUCAAAACUAGUUGAAUGUCAUUGUCCUUUGUUUCUUACCAUUUGUUUUAAUGUUUUGCCUUUUACUAUUUUUCUGUUCUAUAUAAGUGAUGCCUUUUGUGUUGACUUUUAAAAAUGGAUGAAUGAAUUUAACUGUACAUUUCUUAAAUUUGUAUGUGUAAAACUAUUAUUAAACUGUUAUUUUAAAGAUG
Molecule: messenger RNA, 3537 nt
Organism: Esox lucius (northern pike)
Lineage: Eukaryota; Metazoa; Chordata; Actinopteri; Esociformes; Esocidae
Gene: kif11
Product: kinesin family member 11
Exons: 23
Coding region: 175-3357 (1060 amino acids)
Biological process (GO): microtubule-based movement; mitotic spindle assembly
Cellular component (GO): spindle microtubule; nucleus
Molecular function (GO): ATP binding; microtubule binding; plus-end-directed microtubule motor activity
Source: RefSeq, a predicted model, not a curated record